Messenger RNA from Penicillium diatomitis, 1263 nucleotides. RefSeq names its product WD repeat RBAP46/RBAP48/MSI1 family protein. The transcript is spliced from 4 exons. Gene Ontology annotation, biological process: regulation of gene expression. The record is from RefSeq and is a predicted model, not a curated record. The coding region runs from base 1 to 1263 and encodes 420 amino acids. Gene Ontology annotation, cellular component: nucleus; cytoplasm; Rpd3L complex. NCBI's taxonomy places the organism in Eukaryota, Fungi, Ascomycota, Eurotiomycetes, Eurotiales, Aspergillaceae. Gene Ontology annotation, molecular function: histone binding.
AUGGACACGGCUAAUCUCGAUGAGUUCCACUCAGAGUACAAGACAUGGAAGAAGAAUGCGCCCUUCCUCUAUGACAUGAUACUUAGUACGGCCCUUGAGUGGCCGACUCUUACUACUCAGUGGUUGCCGGACGUUCAAGCCGUCCCUGACAAGCCUUAUUCGACCCAUCGACUGCUCAUCGGUACUCACACCGCUGGAGAUGCACAGAAUUAUCUUCAGAUCGCUCACGUGCAACUCCCUCAUGCCAACGCCCCCAACCCUGACGACUACGAUGAGGAGAAAGGCGAAAUUGGAGGCUACGGCAGUGGCUCCAAGAAAACACCCAUGGAAAUCAAGUUCAACAUUGUUCAGAAGAUCGACCAUCAAGGUGAGGUCAACAAAGCCCGCUAUCAACCACAGAACCCCAACAUCAUUGCAACUAUGUGCACGGAUGGUCGAGUGAUGAUCUGGGAUCGCUCAAAGCACCCUAGCAUGCCGACGGGGACGGUGAACCCUCAGAUGGAGCUCCUUGGUCAUGAGGCAGAGGGCUUCGGCCUGAGCUGGAACCCUCACCAGGCCGGUCAUCUUGCGACAGGCAGCGAAGACAAGACCGUCAGGCUUUGGGACAUUACUACCUACACCAAGGGCAACAAAGCUGUGAAGCCAUCACGUACCUACACCCAUCACUCGUCUAUCGUGAACGACGUCCAACAUCACCCGCUCCACUCGUCCCUGAUUGGAACUGUUUCGGACGACAUUACCCUCCAGAUCAUCGAUGUGCGCAAUGCUGACAGCACUCGAGCUGUGGCCUCGGUCGGCGGUGAGCAUCGUGAUGCCAUCAACUCGAUCGCCUUCAACCCCGCUUCUGAGACGAUUCUCGCGACUGGCUCAGCUGAUAAGACCAUUGGUAUUUGGGAUCUCCGAAACCUCAAGGCUAAGCUGCAUUCUCUCGAGGGGCACACAGACUCGGUGCAAUCCAUCUCAUGGCACCCUUUCGAAGAGUCCGUGCUGGCUAGCUCCAGCUAUGACCGAAAGAUUAUGUUCUGGGAUCUCAGUCGAGCGGGUGAAGAGCAAACUCCGGAAGACGCUCAGGAUGGACCUCCUGAACUUCUGUUUAUGCACGGUGGACACACGAAUCGCAUUUCAGACUUUAGCUGGAAUCUCAACAACCCUUGGGUUCUUUGCUCCGCAGCCGAAGACAACCUGCUGCAGGUGUGGAAGGUCGCAGAUGCCAUUGUGGGCAAGGAUCUUGACGACGUUCCUAUGGAGGAAGUGGAAGCUUGA